CGCGACUGAGCGGAGAUACGUCGAGUGGUGGCAGGCGAUAUCCCCGAGCAUGCGCCGAAGUCGAAACCACAACAUUCGACGACAACGACAACGACAACAGGAGGCGGCUUCAUAAAUAUAAAACCCACCUGCACUCACUCAAAUAUGAAAGUCCAACUCAUCACCAACCAUGACAACCCUCGCAGCUACAUUCAAUGCCGCCGACAAAACUACACCUGGCCAUUAUGGGCCCUGCCAGACCGCUCUCCUCCUCCUAGACUUCCACUCCAUGUUUGUUCAACGAGCCGGUGUACCUCAGGCUCCCGCAGCUCUCUCCGUCGCGGCUAGGAUGCGGACUUGGGCAAAGUCGCAAGGUAUCCAAGUGAUCCAUUGCCUACUCGAUAUCAACGCCACACCAUUCCCAACAUGUAAAGAUGCCGACCGGCUCGUUGGCAUCGCCGCCGCCAUGAAAUCGGGCGGCGGCAGUGAAGAGCCUACCGAGCUGCUAGAGGGUGGUGGUGACGACCUCGAUAUCACGUUUACCAGAACGCCAGGCCAUGUAUCUGCGCUGAAAUCACCCGGCCUGGAAGACUUCUUGGGAAAGAAGGGAAUUAAGUCGCUGGUUCUAACCGGGCUGAGCACAUCGGGGUGUGUUAUGAGGACUGCGGUUACAGCUAGUGAUGCCGAAUACGUCGUGUCGGUUAUCUCGGAUGGGUGUGCCGACCAGGCUGAGGACGUGCAUGAGAUGAUGGUGGGGAAAGUGUGCAACAAUAGGGGCUAUGUUGUAACUGCCGCUGAGUUCCAGGAAGGGUUUGCGAAGGUCAUGGGUGAGAAUGAGGGUUUCUGGAAAGGUGCAGAGGGGCGAAUUUUCAGCUUUUUACUGCGCUGA
Lindgomyces ingoldianus is the source of this 868-nucleotide messenger RNA. Its product is annotated as Isochorismatase hydrolase. The coding region runs from base 170 to 868 and encodes 232 amino acids. The record is from RefSeq and is a predicted model, not a curated record. NCBI's taxonomy places the organism in Eukaryota, Fungi, Ascomycota, Dothideomycetes, Pleosporales, Lindgomycetaceae. The transcript is spliced from 3 exons.